Strongyloides ratti is the source of this 2022-nucleotide messenger RNA. RefSeq names its product Ets domain and Pointed domain and Winged helix-turn-helix DNA-binding domain and Sterile alpha motif/pointed domain-containing protein. Gene Ontology annotation, molecular function: sequence-specific DNA binding; DNA-binding transcription factor activity, RNA polymerase II-specific. Gene Ontology annotation, cellular component: nucleus. The record is from RefSeq and is a predicted model, not a curated record. The coding region runs from base 1 to 2022 and encodes 673 amino acids. The transcript is spliced from 3 exons. Gene Ontology annotation, biological process: regulation of transcription by RNA polymerase II; cell differentiation. Lineage: Eukaryota; Metazoa; Nematoda; Chromadorea; Rhabditida; Strongyloididae.
AUGAAAAAACAAUCUAUUUGGAACGAAAAUAAAUAUAAUUGUCCUGCCAUUGCAUCUUCGCCACCAAAAAUAAUCAAAUCUUCACCUGAUAAUUUUAUUGAUCCUGGCAGUUUUAUACCAUCGCGUUUUUCAAUCAUUGGGUCCAAUAAUAUUAGUGGGGACGUUACAUCGUCGGCUAUACCAGCCAAAUAUUUAUUAGCAGCAGCUUUUGCUUCAAAUUCUCAAAUAGCAAAUAUUCCACAAGGAAAUUCAUUAAAUGUCUUUAAAUCGUUAACAUCCGAUUCAAUUGGUUCAUCUAUUCAACAACCUAUUAGUACAUUUUCAUUAAACGGAUGUCAACAAACAUCAAAUCUUUUUCAACAUACAAUAAAUAAUUCUUUACAAGGAAAAACACCAACAACAAAUUUUUUAGCAAAUUCGCCACUCUUUCAAACUUCAUCUUUAGAUCAAACUACAAAUAAUCUUUUGUUACCUCGGUUAGGAACAAAUAAUUUUACAAUAUCUUCACCAGGACAACAAUUAAAUCAAAAUUUAAUAGAUGAUACAAUAUCAUCAUCUAAUAAUAGUGCAUUUUCAGUUAUUCCUAAUACAACACAAAAUAAUAAUAAAUAUUCAUUAACAAAUACCAUUGGUGGUAAUACGUUAUCAAAUAAUUGUCCUUCUAUAACAUCUAAUUCUGAUAUAGUAUCUGCAGCUUCUAUGGCAGCAGCAUUAGUUGCAGAUAAAGCACUAAAUUCAUCUCCAUUCCAAAAUCAAAGAAAUUCAUUUAGUUUAGACAAUCCGAUGCAAUCUCCUUUAAAUAAUCCAUCACUUUAUCCACAAUUAUUUUGUCUUCAAGGAUUACUUGAUGGCAUCAAUACAAAUAUAUUACGAUCUCAUAUGAAUACUUCACAGUAUAAACCUAUUCCAAAUAAUACCCAUGUUGAUCUCACACGUUUCCGUUAUAAAUCACCAAAAGAUUGGACGGCUGAUGAUGUACUAGCAUGGAUGAUAGACGUUGCAAAACGGCAUAAUAUUGGAAUGGAGAGAUUUGACUUGACACAAUUUGCUACUAUUAAUGGUAACUUGCUUUUAAUGAUGCAAGAGGAACAUUUUAUUGAACGUGAACCAACACAUGGAAAAUUGCUAUAUCAAGAAUUGUUAAAUUUAAUUUCUGAAACGAACAACAAUUAUAAAAAAGUUGAAGAAAGUGCAGUUUCUUAUUUAGUUCAACGAUUAAAGGAAGAGGAAACAAGAAAUAAAAAUACAAAUAAUCUCUUAGUAGCACAAACAUUAGAUAAUAACUUUGGAAUAAGUAGAAAUCAAGUGUUGGCAGGUAAAGCAAUAUCAUUUCAAUCAUUAUUAAAUGCCUCUUCGCAAGAUACGAAUUCGCAAAUGAAUAUUUCCAAUUCUAUUCCAAGUUUAGGAAUUCAUCAACAAACAAAUAAUAGUCACCUAAAUUAUUCAAAUCAUGAGAAGACACAGUCAUUAAUGAAGACAUCUCCUCACAAUAUUGAACAAAAAUUAAAUAAAACGGAUUCAAUGAUUGUUAAUGGAUCCUUUAAUUUACAAAAUAAUCCUCUUCAUUCAUCACCAUCAACAUCAUCGUUUAUAUCAAGUCAAAAUAAUGAACAAAUAAUUGAAAGAAAUACUAAUACACUUAUUCAAAAAUCAAAAGAAGUUAAACCUAGAAAAAGAUCUCAACAUACAAAGGGAAAUAAAUUGUGGGAAUUUAUAAGAGAUGCAUUAAGGGAUCCAAUAACAAACCCUUCUAUAGUUAAAUGGGAAGAUCCUCAUCAAGGUGUUUUUAGAAUAAUAGAAUCAGAAAAAUUGGCACGUUUGUGGGGAGAGAAAAAAAAUAAUCAAAAGAUGACUUAUGAAAAAUUAAGUAGAGCAAUGAGAACAUAUUAUGAGAAACAAAUUCUUGUACCAGUUCCAAAAACAGGAUUAUAUCCUAAAAAAUUAGUCUACAAAUUUGGACCUUGCGCUCUUGGCUGGAAGACUGAUAUGUGUUCAGGAAUCCUCAAGCGCAAUUAUGAAUAG